AUGAGCGGACAGGAGACGGAGAUCGAACCGUGGUACAAACGCGUCAAGGGCCCGUUCCCGGAGACGUACGGAUGCGUCGGCGUCAAGGCGGACGGCGGUGGCUCGAUGCGCGGUCGAGGGACGGUGGGAACGAUGCGGGUGCAUCGAGCGACGUUUAACCGAGACGAGGCAAAGAUUCGUGCGCUCGUCGAGGCGGGAGACAGCGUGAACGAGGUCGACGCCGCGGGAUCGACGCCGAUCAUGUGCGCGGCGUACGAAGGAUGGGUCCGCGGGAUCGAUGUUUUGGUCGAGCUCGGGGCGAAGGUGAACGCGAGCAAUAACGCGGGAGACACGGCGUAUCACUGGGCGCAAAACAUGGACUGGAAGGACAUCAUGGAGCGACUGAAGCAUCACGGCGCCGAUCCCGAGUACUUGGGACAAGUCAUCGUCCCGGAGCACAUUCCAAAAGUUAAGGAUUUCUACGACGGCGACGAGGGGCAAGAGCACCCGAAACCGAGUCAGGAGUUUUUGGAUUACCAGAACGAGCGCGAUCGACAAAUGCAAGACGCGACGGAUAAUGCACUGUUGAUUUGA
This is a messenger RNA of Ostreococcus tauri, 573 nucleotides long. Its product is annotated as Ankyrin repeat. The coding region runs from base 1 to 573 and encodes 190 amino acids. The transcript has a single exon. The record is from RefSeq and is a predicted model, not a curated record. Lineage: Eukaryota; Viridiplantae; Chlorophyta; Mamiellophyceae; Mamiellales; Bathycoccaceae. Gene Ontology annotation, molecular function: protein binding.